Messenger RNA from Olea europaea var. sylvestris, 945 nucleotides. RefSeq lists its product as uncharacterized. Gene Ontology annotation, molecular function: calcium ion binding. The record is from RefSeq and is a predicted model, not a curated record. Lineage: Eukaryota; Viridiplantae; Streptophyta; Magnoliopsida; Lamiales; Oleaceae. The coding region runs from base 155 to 841 and encodes 228 amino acids. The transcript has 4 exons.
AAUUAAGUCAACUUAUCUGUAAUAUGAUACUAUCCUCAUAUUAUUGCAUGAUCAAGGUUCUGUCCAAGACUCCAUAGAUAGCAAUCAAAUUCAGUUUAGUAAACCUUAUAAUCCACAAACUUUUUUCAUUCUUCUCAAAUUUUUAGACCAAGAAAUGGAUAGACUGCGUGCAAUUGCUGAUGCUCAUUACAGAGCUGGCUCGCCACAAGUUAAGACAUUGGCAUAUGAUUUCUUCAAAGCACUGGACACUGAUGGAGAUGGACGGGUGAGCCUGGCCGAGUUCUUGGCAUUCAUGACUCAGCAAGGUUACACGCGCUUCAACAAUCCGUAUUUGUUCAGGGAGCUCGACCGGGAUGGAAAUGGCAGUCUUGAUUUUUGGGAGGUUUUGACACUAUUCUACAUAGUUAAAAGUGGAAGGCCUCUUUGUAACUGUUGUGGGAUUCUUAUACCAGGGACCUUUUUUUCGUGCAUCGAGUGUUUUGAGAGUUCAGACUCGUAUUCUUUGUGUAUUUAUUGUUACCGGUCUAAUAAGAGUAAGCACUACCACAAUGGUCGCCAACAAUUCUUGGAUACCUUCACUUUGUUAGAAAUGAAGAAAAAUUCAGCUAUUAAAGGAAAGGCAAACCAGAAUCAGCAAACCACUUGGCAUUCAACAAGUCAGUUCAUGGUUCCACAAACACCAACUCAUAUUCAUAUUAAUGUUGGGCAUCCUACAAGUCCUCUUCACACACCAAAUGCUGUCCAAGCAGCAAAAAUUAAUAAAUGGAAGGCUGCACUGAGAGCAUUUGAGAUAGCACUGAGCAUUGGAAGCAUUUCAACAACUCUAUGUACAAUCUUGUAAUACAUGCACUUGUAGGUUUUUGUUUUUUGGUCUGUCCAAUUUCAGCUGCAUUUAUGAGAUUUUAUAUUCCUCAUUUCUGUGUUUUUUGUUUUUAUUUUGUAAUC